AUGGCCGGCAAGGGCGACGGGCCGGCGAUCGGCAUCGACCUCGGCACGACCUACUCCUGCGUCGGCGUGUGGCAGCACGACCGUGUCGAGAUCAUCGCCAACGACCAGGGUAACCGCACCACGCCCUCGUAUGUCGCCUUCACCGACUCCGAGCGCCUCAUCGGAGAUGCGGCCAAGAACCAGGUCGCCAUGAACCCCAUCAACACCGUCUUUGAUGCCAAGCGUCUCAUCGGCAGGAGGUUCUCUGAUGCUUCUGUCCAGGGCGAUAUGAAGCUCUGGCCCUUCAAGGUCAUUUCUGGGCCUGGUGAGAAGCCAAUGAUUGUUGUCCAGCACAAGGGUGAGGAGAAGCAGUUUGCAGCUGAGGAGAUCUCCUCUAUGGUUCUCAUCAAGAUGCGUGAGAUUGCUGAAGCUUACCUUGGCAGCACGAUCAAGAAUGCUGUUGUCACAGUCCCUGCCUACUUCAACGACUCGCAGAGGCAGGCCACAAAGGAUGCUGGGGUGAUUGCUGGCCUCAAUGUGCUGCGUAUCAUCAAUGAGCCAACCGCUGCUGCAAUCGCCUAUGGUCUUGACAAGAAGGCUACCAGCGUUGGCGAGAAGAACGUCCUCAUCUUUGACCUUGGAGGUGGUACCUUCGAUGUAUCCCUCCUCACCAUUGAGGAAGGCAUCUUUGAGGUCAAGGCCACAGCUGGUGACACCCAUCUUGGUGGUGAGGACUUUGACAACAGGAUGGUCAACCACUUCGUCCAGGAGUUCAAGAGGAAGAACAAGAAGGAUAUCACUGGCAACCCGAGGGCUCUUAGGAGGCUGAGGACUGCUUGUGAGAGGGCGAAGAGGACUCUGUCUUCCACUGCUCAGACCACCAUUGAGAUCGACUCCCUGUAUGAGGGCAUCGACUUCUACUCCACCAUCACCCGUGCCAGGUUUGAGGAGCUCAACAUGGACCUGUUCAGGAAGUGCAUGGAGCCUGUGGAGAAGUGCCUGAGGGAUGCCAAGAUGGACAAGAGCAGCGUGCACGAUGUUGUCCUUGUUGGUGGUUCCACCCGUAUCCCCAGGGUGCAGCAGCUGCUCCAGGACUUCUUCAAUGGCAAGGAGCUGUGCAAGAACAUCAACCCUGAUGAGGCCGUUGCCUACGGUGCUGCUGUCCAGGCCGCUAUCCUGAGCGGUGAGGGCAACGAGAAGGUGCAGGACCUGCUUCUGCUGGAUGUCACCCCUCUCUCCCUUGGUCUGGAGACUGCCGGAGGUGUGAUGACUGUGCUGAUCCCGAGGAACACCACCAUCCCCACCAAGAAGGAGCAGGUGUUCUCCACCUACUCAGACAACCAGCCUGGUGUCCUGAUCCAGGUGUACGAGGGUGAGAGGACCAGGACCCGCGACAACAACCUGCUGGGCAAGUUCGAGCUGUCCGGCAUCCCCCCUGCCCCCCGUGGUGUCCCCCAGAUCACGGUGUGCUUCGACAUCGACGCCAACGGCAUCCUGAACGUGUCCGCUGAGGACAAGACGACGGGGCAGAAGAACAAGAUCACCAUCACCAACGACAAGGGCCGUCUGUCCAAGGAGGAGAUCGAGAAGAUGGUGCAGGACGCGGAGAAGUACAAGUCGGAGGACGAGGAGCACAAGAAGAAGGUGGAGUCCAAGAACUCUCUGGAGAACUACGCGUACAACAUGCGCAACACGAUCAAGGACGAGAAGAUCGCUUCCAAGCUGGAGGGCGACGACAAGAAGAAGAUCGAGGAUGCGAUCGACGCGGCCAUCGUCUGGCUGGACGCCAACCAGCUGGCCGAGGCGGACGAGUUCGAGGACAAGAUGAAGGAGCUGGAGUCGCUGUGCAACCCCAUCAUCGCCAAGAUGUACCAGGGCGCGGGGGCCGACAUGGGCGGCGCCGGUGGCAUGGACGAGGACGCCCCCGCCGGCAGUGGCGGCCCUGGCCCCAAGAUCGAGGAGGUCGACUAA
Miscanthus lutarioriparius is the source of this 1950-nucleotide messenger RNA. NCBI's taxonomy places the organism in Eukaryota, Viridiplantae, Streptophyta, Magnoliopsida, Poales, Poaceae. The record is from the annotation of a GenBank genome assembly.